Molecule: messenger RNA, 3143 nt
Organism: Varanus komodoensis (Komodo dragon)
Lineage: Eukaryota; Metazoa; Chordata; Lepidosauria; Squamata; Varanidae
Gene: CCPG1
Product: cell cycle progression 1
Exons: 11
Coding region: 143-2659 (838 amino acids)
Cellular component (GO): membrane
Source: RefSeq, a predicted model, not a curated record
UUGUUGUUUUGACGAAGUCAGGCUGGAAGCGGCUGCCGGAGGCGAGGGAGGAACGGAGGACGGAGAGAGGAGCCUGCCCGGUGACCGCCGCCCUGCCUCGCCCCGCUGUUGCCCGGCGAAGAGCCGCUCAGCCCUUUAAAAAAUGUCAGAAAAUUCCAGUGACAGCGAUUCAUCUUGUGGCUGGACAGUCAUCAAUCAUGAGGGCUCCGACGCUGAGGCUGUGGCAUCCGAACCUGAAGGCACAAGUGGCCCUGCAGAGCUGACCUUGGCAGAGCCUGCAGCCCUCCCACAGGAAGAUGACCAGCAGGAGCAGCCUGCCGCCUGGCAAACUGAUUUUGGCCAAGGUGAUGUGUCCUCAGUUGUCGAAAGUCAUUCUGUCCCAGAGACUGCAAAACCUGAGGACAAGGACAAGAAGGGAGGGUUGCCAGAGGACAGUUCCUGUGUGGGGGCAAUCAGUGAUGAUUCUGACAUUGUGACACUCGAGACCCCAAGGGUGGAAGAAGUCGGGAGCCAGGAAGAGGCCGUGCCUCCAGCCGAAGAGGCUCAGGUCUCCGAAGAUUUCAACAUGGGCUCUUCUACGAGCAGCCGCUACACCUUUUGUCAGCCAGAAACAGCCAACACGUGGCUGGAGGAGCUGUGGAGGAUCCCACAGGGCAUAAGCAGAUGGGCCUUUCCACCUCCUUGCCCAAGUGGCGAAGAAUCGAGCAGCGAUGAAACCAGCCACCGCUCCAGUCCUGCCCUGCGGCGCCGGCGUGCGAAGAAGAGGCUUAUCUCAAGUUCCGAGUCAGAGGAGGCACCGCCUCGUGAGCAAGAACCCGAGCCGGCCCAAGAUCAGUGGCGCAAGCAUCACUUCAGCGGCGGCCUGAAUAGAUGCAUCACCCUGGCUUUGGUGAUCGCGAUCAGCAUGGGCUUUGGGCAUUUUUAUGGAAAGUUGGAAGGUACUGUUCAGAUCCAGAAACGCCAGCAACUUGUCGAGAAGACUCAUGAAGACGAGCUGACUGACGUGAGGGAUCAUCUGAUUCAGUGCCAACGGGAACAGGGCGUUAUGGCGGUCGGUCAGUCUCUCAAGGAAGGUCUGGCAGCGUGCCUGCUUAACACAGAGCUGGAAAAGAGAUCCUGUGAAUCUCAGAAGCAUCUCCUCAGCUCAGAGAACCAGCGCUUAAGAGCGUCGUUAGAGAGAGAGGAAAGCGCCUUGGCAUUGCUGCAAGAAGAACUGCGGAAGCUGAGAGAACAAAUAAGACACCUGGAGAACGCAGGUCCCAGCCAGGAGUCACCGGUUGCCACUGAAAAUCAGAAACUAAGAGCCCAUUUGGAAGAAGAAAAGCACAGAAUGCAGCAUUUUAUGAAACAAAAGGAGACUUGGUUGCUGGAGGCACAGAUGCUGCGAAGGGAACUGGACAAAGAGCGCCACCUGACGGUGUCUCUCAGGGAAGAACUGGAGAAGUUAAGUGCCCAGCAGGUGACUCCUGGUGCAGGUGCUGGGGAUGGCUUGCAGGAGAGCCAAGAAAUAGAAGCCUUACAGGGAAGGCUGGCAGAGCUGGAAAAGAAGCUCAGUUUCGAACAGCAGCGCUCUGAUUUGUGGGAAAAGCUGUAUGUGGAAGUCAAAGACAAUGCAGAAAAGCAAGAACAAGUGAAAAAAUCACAGGCACCAACUGGGAAAGGAGCAAACAAAGCCAAAAGGAAGCAGAAAGCUACAUUUUUGGGCUCUGUUAAAGAAACAUUGGAUGCCAUGAAGAAUUCUACAAAGGAAUUUGUAAGACACCAUAAGGAGAAAAUUAAGCAGGCCAAAGAAGCUGUGAAAGAGAACUUAAGAAAAUUCUCAGAUUCUGUAAAAUCCACCUUCAGACACUUCAAGGACACAACCAAGAAUAUCUUUGAAAGAGAAGAGAAGAAGAAACAUGGGGACAGAAGGCAGGAGGCUAACAGAAAAGGAAAGGUGGUUUAUCAGGCAGACGGUUCCCACGAAGGGCUGCGCAGCAAGGCCCCAGGCAGCCAGAGAGACUUCAGGGAUGGGAAACGAUCCAGAGAGCGUCCCCACGUCCUGCAUCUUCCCAAGGAUCCCCCCACACUGGAAGUCCCCAGAGGCCCCAUGUGCAACAAGAAGCGCCACACUGUUCUCAAGGGAUGCACAGAUAUUUUUGACUGUGCCCAUCAGGAGUUUGUGAGCCUCUUCAAUAAAGUGAUGGACCCUAUUCGAGCAGAUGAAUUCAAUCAGUUGAUGCACAAGUAUCUACAGCAAGAAGUGGGCAACUUCCAUCACUGGAGAGAACUGGAGGAUUUUGUUGAGAGGUUUUUCCACAACGGGGUCUUCAUACAUGACCAAAUGCUCUUCACAGACUUUGUGAAUGACGUUAAGGACUAUCUUGAAGACCUGAAAGAGUACCAAAGGGGCAGUGACGGUGUUUUUGACGACCUGGAUAAAUACAUCUACAGAUACUACUUCCACUAUGACCCCUCGCCUCAACACGCACCCAGCCAUCCCAGAAAGAGGGCUCCAUUCACACAUACACAGAGUCCUUCUCAGGAAAGACACGCUCCAAAGCACCAACAGCGCUACAAGAGGGAAGGCAGAUGGCAGAAACAGGGGAGCCCCAAUGGGAGACACAUGGCAAAUCUAGAGAUAGAAGUGGGCCAGCUGCCCUUUGAUCCCAAAUACUAAACUACUGUUGUUCUUCGGUAUGCACCAAAGCGUGGUCGAGAGAGCGGGUGCUGAACUGGCUCAGGCUCUUCAGAGUUUCAAGUGCACGAUUCCCCCUUUCCACCACCCCGCCCCAGAAAGGAUCCACCUGGCUUCUAAGUCAGCGUCUUUUCUUGCAGCCUUCAGAGGAAACAACUGUGGGUGCAGUUCUACUAUUGCAAUAAAGAAGCGGGAUAAGCAGUAGCUUGUGUGUGUGUGUAAGGUAAGCUGCUUUGUGCUUGUUGGUGUUACAGUGCAGGCUUGUCUGUCGUAUCAUGUGCUAAUUUCAUCUCAAGUGGCUCAGAAAUGUGUCUGUUCGGUAAAUUGAUUUAUUCUCGUGUUAGUGCCAGGGCGGAACCUGCUGGUGUGCUGUGUCUGCUGCUUUCCGAUUGGCGUCCUAACUUGCAUUCGAAUUGUCUUGCCCCCUGCAAAUUGUAGAAGAGAAAUAAAAACCUGGUUGGAAAAA